AUUUGGUUUUUGGAAUUUUACAAAAGAGGAAAGACGAGGGGCCAAGGGGAAAUAUAGAUAGUAUUAAAGGAUGAUCGUUGCAAUUUUCACGAAAUCAUGUUGCCCGCCGAAGUACUGAAACAGUAUUGAAUACGCACCCGUCUCGUUUCAUUGACCCUUUUCCCCCAUUCUCCAAAUCCCCAAUUCAAUAGCCUCUUCUAAACCCUAAAAAUUCCUUUUGUCACCCAAAUUCUGAUUGGUAAAACCCUAGUUCAUCCAACCCUGCUGCAUCUUGAUCCAUAUGCGUUUUUCUAUGACAGAGACAGAAAGAAUGAAGAGUCUGAGCAAAUCCUUUGACGUGUUUGAGUUCAAAGAAGAAGGUGAGCUGACUCAAAUGGCGGCAAAAAAAUAUUCCCCCAAAUCUGGGUAUCAUCAUUCCGUCGAUGGUAAAGUUUCCGGAAUUAAUAUCCUGUCCAAGAAGAAUGACACUGGAAUGUUUGGGGGCAAAGAUACUGAGGACAUUGAUUACAAUAAUGAUGCCGCUGGUUCAAUUACUCCUUCCGAGACUGAAGAUUUUGCUGAGGAGACGCCUGAACUGACAGAUGUUCAGCUCAAUGUUUGUAGAAGCAGCGAAAAAGCUAAAGAAAUGAAAUCUAAUGUUACUGAAUCUGGAAGUGUAUUUUCUAGUGUGGAAUGCGGUUCAAGCCCAGGGGCCACUGUACGGUUGGAGGAACACUCGAAUUGUGCCUUUCCAGAGUCUUCUUGCUAUGAUAAGUCAGUUGACUUGGCUUCAGAUGCUGAUGAUAGUAUGAGCGAGAGAUCUCCAUCUGCUACUGCAAACAAAGCUUCUUCUGAUGGACCGUCAUCUGAUGUCUGCUUCAGUGAUUGGAACUUUGGUGACGAAAGGAUGGGAAUUGUUUUCGACACUGAUUAUGUAAAUUACUGUGGUAUACAUUAUCUGGACUCUGUGAUGAGAUUUUCUAGAAGCUCUAUUGAAGCUAGAAGUAAAACCAGUGAUGGAAAUGAAGAAAAUUUUCAUAUUCAUUUGGAAAUUGAUGAUAUUGUCAGAAUAGAAUCCCAGUGGAGUGCUCGAUUUGAGGCAGGCACCAUACAUAUCUAUUUCAUCUCAAAAGAGGCAGUACAAAAAGACGGUAUUGUUCAGAGUGCUUCAGGACUCCAGGUCCAGGAGUUGAAAUUUCCCGCUAUCGACUCCAACUGGUACAAAAAACAGGAAGCUAUUGAAUCUUUGGAUGUGAGAUAUAAGGCAUUAUGGAAUGUUCUUCUUGACACUGGGAUGGACAACUCUUCAGAUUUGCCUGACGGGGAAGCUAUGAUGCUCAAAAGAAGCUAUUUUCCAAAGUUCGAUAAGCCUUUUGAAGAAGUGAUUUAUCCAAAAGGUGAUCCCGAUGCUGUUUCCAUAAGUAAGAGAGAUGUAGAUCUCCUACUGCCGGAUACAUUUGUCAAUGAUACCAUCAUAGACUUUUAUAUCAAAUAUUUGAAGACUAGACAACACGUCAAGGAGAGGACUGAUUUCCACUUUUUCAAUAGUUUCUUCUUUCGAAAGCUGGCAGACAUGGAUAAAGAUCCAUCCAGUGCUUUUGAUGGCAAAGCAGCUUUCCAGCGUGUUCGUAAAUGGACAAGGAAAGUUAAUUUACUUGAAAAGGACUUCGUUUUCAUUCCCGUCAACUACAAUUACCACUGGAGUCUUAUAGUAAUUUGUUACUUUGGGGAAGUUGCCAGUUAUAAAGAGGUUGAGGAUGGGAAGUCAGAAAGAGUGCCAUGUAUAUUGCAUAUGGAUUCCCUUAGAGGAAAUCAUGUGGGCCUCAAAGAUCUUAUACAGAGUUAUUUAUGGGAGGAGUGGAAAGAAAGGCAGAAAGGAACAUGUGAAGAUCUGUAUUCGAAAUUCAGAAACUUAAAGUUUGUACCCCUCGAGCUACCUCAGCAGCAAAACUCAUACGAUUGUGGCCUUUUCUUGCUUCACUACGUAGAGCUUUUUGUGGAGGAAGUGCCCACUAAUUUUAGUAUUUACAAGAUUACAUCAUCCGCCAAGUUCCUUCAAGCAGAUUGGUUUCCACCUGGCGAAGCUUCGAUGAAGCGAAGUCAUAUUGAGAGACUGAUUAAUGGUCUCCUUGAUACUCAAUCGGAAGUUCCGAACACUACAGAUGUCCAUCAAAGUGGUGUUGAUCUUUCAGUAAAACCUGGUCCUUUAAGCUAUUGCCUUGAGAACUCACCCUGUCACACCGGUCAAGGAAUCGAGAUGACUUUACUGCCAGCUUCUUCCAUUGAGAAUACCCGAUGUACCAAAACUUCAGGAUUGAUUUUUAACGAUUUGUAUAAGCAACCUUCUACAUCAGAACCGUUUAACGAUACACCAUGGGAAGCUUUGGAGAGCAGACCAUCUCUUAAUGAGUUUACAACACCUGUUCAUCUGACAGAGGACGACGAAGCGGAAGCUAACGAGUGCUUCGAACAAACACAAUUAGCAGAACCCAUUUUCCAUUACUCAACCGAAGAUUUUAGAUUAGAUUUACUUCACCAAUCACAGGAUGCCAACUCAUCCCCAGUUAGCUCAGGUUGCGAAUCCGGAGAUAUACUAAAAAUAGUGAACGGCGAAAAAUGGGAAUCUGUUGAAGAAGCAGUUAGCUUAGACAGUGAGACAUGCAAGCGUAAAUGUACAUCAUCAGAGAAUGUAACUGAUAUCAGCUUUGCCUUUCCUUCAGGACAAGUGGUUGCUAAUGCCGAUGAAUCUCGUAAUCUCGACGAGAUUACUGACCAAAUUGACGAUUCUCUUCUCUUGAAAAACUCUCCAGAUCUUUGUCGCGAAGAAAACCCCCUGCAUGACAAAUCGGACGGUCCAGAAUGCGAGAGCCUGUAUCGAAUGGAUGGUCAGGAUGUGCUGCAGCGCACUGCAAAAAGGAUGAGGAUCGUGUCACCUGAUGAUGGUGGGGAAGGGCUUAAUGGUAAUUUGUCCGAGGAACUACAUUUGUGAAGUGUGGCGGUGCUCGGUGCUCGGUGAAUAUAUUUAUAUAUAUAAAAAAAUAUAUAUUUGACCUUAGAUCUUAUUUUGUGUUAGUAUUAUUUUGCUGCCAUUUAGAUUGUUGUCAUGAAUAUGGAGAUUGCUGCGGGCCGUAGAUAAGUGUUUGUAGUUUUUGUUUGCCGCUGUUGUUCUGUAUACAUCAUGGUGGUGAUGACGACGAUGACUUACAUAAUUAUGUGAAAGAUUAGUCGAUUUUAUGAGACUCGAUAAA
Messenger RNA from Erythranthe guttata (spotted monkey flower), 3227 nucleotides. Its product is annotated as putative ubiquitin-like-specific protease 2B. Gene Ontology annotation, biological process: proteolysis. Lineage: Eukaryota; Viridiplantae; Streptophyta; Magnoliopsida; Lamiales; Phrymaceae. The record is from RefSeq and is a predicted model, not a curated record. Gene Ontology annotation, molecular function: cysteine-type peptidase activity.